Messenger RNA from Caenorhabditis angaria, 559 nucleotides. Lineage: Eukaryota; Metazoa; Nematoda; Chromadorea; Rhabditida; Rhabditidae. The record is from the annotation of a GenBank genome assembly.
AUGUCCAUUUUUCCAGGUGUCCCAGCUGAUCAAUAUGUCGCCCUUUGGUACAUGCAAGGUGAACCUGUAAUGGGUCGUGUCUGGAAUAAUAAUGGCAAGGUUGCUGCCUCAUUCUCGUGGUUUAACAAUGAAUAUGCGAAGAAUGUUGGUUCCAUUCAAUUGUUGGUUCAUUUGCCUGAUAAUAUGCGAGGUGAGCAAUUUUGCAACGAGACUCCGCGUUUACGCCGUGUUUUCUUCGAUCCUGUAAACCUGGAGCAUCUUUUGAGAUGAACUACGACACUCCGCGUUUACUUAGCCACCUAGAUUCUUAUUUUUCCAGGCUUUGACUAUGGUUGGAUUCCAUUCCCAGAAGCUGCCAAAUUUGGCGACAAGGAAUGGCACCCUGUCCACGUCAACAACCAUAAGGGUGAUAUUUCGGUCGGAGUUGUCAAUUUGCCAGGUGGAAAGCAGAUUUUGGCCAAGGUACGUUUAUGGCGGGAAAUUUGGAGCAUUUUGAUACUAAAUAAUCCACGUGGCUGAAAAUUUAUUCAAAAAAUUCAAAAAUUAGCAAGUUCGUUGA